This is a messenger RNA of Toxotes jaculatrix (banded archerfish), 3059 nucleotides long. It is a transcript of the gene fbxo3, whose product is annotated as F-box protein 3. The record is from RefSeq and is a predicted model, not a curated record. The coding region runs from base 199 to 1572 and encodes 457 amino acids. The transcript is spliced from 12 exons. NCBI's taxonomy places the organism in Eukaryota, Metazoa, Chordata, Actinopteri, Toxotidae. Gene Ontology annotation, molecular function: protein binding.
ACCUCUCCUCUCCACUCGACCUCCCAGUAACAGCGACCAGUCAGACCAUUACUACACAGCAGCUGAGGCCAGUGGUCAAAUUGAUCUGCAUGAUCAGGAUAUGACUGAUCCUCCUCCACGUGUGUCGCCUUCCUGCGGCGCUGGGGCGAUGAGCUGCGCUUAAACCUCAGAGACGAAGAAGAAGAAGAGUCGCUAACGAUGGCAGCUACCUCAGAGUUACGGGUGGAUCACCUGCCUUCAGACCCGCUGCUGCACGUUCUGUCCUACCUGAGCUUCAGGGACCUGGUCCACUGCAGUUAUGUCAGCAGGAGGCUGAAUGAACUCUCCAAACACAACCCGCUGUGGAAGUCCCUCUGCUCCAGACACUGGCUGCUGACAGAUGCGGACAGGCUGCAGAGCGGCAUGCCCUGGUACUGUCUGUUCAAACAGUACUACAGAGACCUGGGCCAGUACAUCCAGUACUACCCAGUGCUGAAGAGAGCCUGGGAGCAGCUGAAGAACUUCCUGCAGCAGAGGUGUCCACGCAUGAUCGCAUCGCUCAAAGAGGGCGCCACUGAGGUGGAGCUCACUGACAUCGAGGCUCAGAUCGGCUGCAGACUUCCAGACGACUACCGCUGCUCGUACCGCAUCCACAACGGACAGAAACUGGUCAUCCCUGGGCUGAUGGGUAGCAUGUCCCUGUCCAACCACUACCGCUCUGAGGUCCUGCUGGACGUGGAGACGGCUGCUGGAGGUUUCCAGCAGAGGAAGGGGAUGAGACGCUGCCUCCCGCUCACUUUCUGCUUCCACACCGGGCUCAGCCAGUACAUGGCUCUGGAGCCAGCCGAGGGACGCAGGAUGUUCGAGAGCUUCUACCCCUGCCCCGAUCAGACAGCUCAGGAUCCUUCAGCCAUCGACAUGUUCAUCACAGGUUCCUGUUUCUUAGAGUGGUUCACCACGUACGUCCACAACGUCGUCACAGGAGAGUAUCCAAUCAUCAGAGACCAGAUCUUCAGGUAUGUGCAUGAUAAAGGUUGCGUGGCGACCACGGGCGACAUCACCGUCUCCGUUUCUACCUCCUUCCUGCCAGAACUCUCCUCUGUCCAUCCGCCGCACUUCUUCUUCACCUACCGCAUCAGAAUAGAGAUGUCGAGCAGCGCGCCGCCUGAGGCCGCCUGUCAGCUCGACAGCCGCUACUGGAAAAUCACCACCUCUGACGGCAACGUGGAGGAAGUUCAAGGGCCCGGCGUGGUCGGAGAGUUUCCAGUCAUGACGCCUGGAAAGGUCCACGAAUACGCAAGCUGCACCACCUUCUCCACCCCGUCUGAGUACAUGGAGGGUCAUUACACCUUCCACAGACUAGCCAGCAAAGAAGAAGUUUUUCACGUGGCCAUCCCUCGUUUCCACAUGGUCUGCCCCCCCUUCAGAGAGCCAGUGGUCCGAACGCAGAAAGCGUCGACCAGUUACACGCCUCGCUUGGACGACCACGACGGCGGCGGCGAGUACUGCGAUGGAGACGGCGAUGAUUUCGGUGAUCUGAGAGGAAUCAACAUGGCUGCAUUGGAGGGAGCGUGGUGCCCCCGACACAUCUGACCUCUGACCCUCACUACAGUGUUGAUGGACUGUCAGUCAUUCAUGUCUGAUUGGUGACAUUAAAACAACCGCAGUGACCUGAAUGACUGACUGGCAGCAGGGGAUUCUGGGACAGGUAUUACCAACCAGAGCCAUACAUGGGAAAGAGUUACAUCAACUUCCGGAUGUCAGUCAGAAACAAAAAAUGCGAAUGAGGUGCAGUUCUUUUAGUUUUCGUUUUUUGUUCUGUUCUCAUUUUAAUAUGAAAGUGUUGGAUAAGCUCAGACGAGGAGGACGGGACGGUAACGUCAGUGUCGUCUCCUUGGCUCAGACGAUUGUUGCUGUUAUUUGUGGUACCAAUUACGUUUUUCUUAAACACAGCAGGGAUACUUAAUGACCAUCGGCAGCUGCUGCGACUUCUAGUUUAGAAAUAGAAGCAACAGAUUUGUGUCGACUGGAACACUAAUCAGGAGCGAGCUGGUUCUGUUUGUGAAAAGUUCCUCAUGAACAUGUGGAUCUGAUAUUUUCUCAUGGAGUUAAAGUUUUGCUGUGGUUCCUCUGUCAAAAGAUUUGGAGUUCUAGAAAUAAUCCUAAAGUUCUUUUCCACUGCAGGGACCUGACAGAUCUAUUACUCGGGUUCUUCUUGUGUUUCUCCUGUAUUUUACAAGCAGGAUGUGUCAGACACAUCGAUUAAUCAUUCCACGUCUGGUUCAGUCAAGUAGUGCGAAUUUAUAUCAUAGCUUCAGCUCUGAACCUGAAAAACUCCUGCUGAAAUGAAGCCAGUAUAAAUCUGUGUGUCUUAUGGUUGACCCUGUGUUUACAAGCUUCUGGCUCCUGAGGAUGUGUGUGGUCAGUGUUCAGUCAGACCGGGCUGUUCAGGUGACGUUGCUCCCCUGCUUCCUGCUGCCUCGGGUCCAGAGGUUUGCUGUGGUUGUAGAGUCAGACAGUUGUUGGUUAUUUUACUGUCUGACCUGAGUCAGCAUGGCUUCACAGCACUGAGCUUAAAGAGCAGCAGCGUUUUGUCGCCUCUGGGUUUUUCCUUUCAGACUACAUACAGCCUGAGGACACUGUGGACAUCAUCAGGGCUCAGUUACGGUGCAGACCUGUGUUAAAGGAGUGGUUGUCCCGGUGGAUCCAGGUGUGGUGGUGUGAUGAUACCUACACGUUGCUGUAAGUUCCUGCAGUGGAAAAAUGGCUGAAACUGGUGGUUUCCUUUAAGUUUCCUCGUAUUAUUUACCCAUCAUGUAAACUCUGUGUUCCUGCAGAGCUGCAGGCAGAGCGUGUUUAUCAGGAGCAAACAGGUUUUCAUUUGCUCAGACGAGGACGAGGCUGACAGAGUGUUUCCAGACGUGUUUUGUUCUCGGUGCUUCUCGUUGUUUUCAUGGUCACAUGAAGCAUUUUUUCUUUUGGAAGCGGGCUUUCCUCAUGAGGGCGUGCUGUCAGUCUGAUGUGAUUGGUGGGUUUGUUUUUUGUGUGUUUUGGCUAAAUAAAUAAGAAAUGUUCAUCCC